Messenger RNA from Leptosia nina, 6327 nucleotides. The record is from the annotation of a GenBank genome assembly. Lineage: Eukaryota; Metazoa; Arthropoda; Insecta; Lepidoptera; Pieridae.
AUGGCAGAGAGGGUUCGAAUAUCGGACCUAAUCUGGUUGAAACCAGAAGGUACGUCGGAGUAUGAUAUUCCCAUAGCAGUGAAAGUUCUGAACAGUUCUGGCGGGAAACUUGAGGUUCAAGAUGAUGAUGGAAGGAAGAUCAUUGCGGAUGCGAAGAAUGUCAUCAAACCGCUACACGCCACGUCUAUCACCAGUGUCGAAGAUAUGAUAACGUUGGGGGAAUUGCAAGAGUAUACGAUUCUACGAAACCUCCAUAUACGUUAUAACCAGCAGUUAAUUUAUACUUACACUGGGUCAAUGCUUAUUGCUAUAAAUCCAUACGAAAUAUUGCCAAUAUACACAAUGGAUCAAAUACACUUCUACCAAGACAGAAGCAUCGGCGAUAUGCCACCUCAUAUUUUCGCUAUCGGAAGUGACUCCUACAAAGAACUGCUAGACACAUCUUCAAAUCAAUGCGUCGUGAUCAGUGGCGAAAGCGGUGCUGGAAAAACAGAAAGUACAAAAUUACUUCUACAAUACCUGGCUGCAGCUAGUGGGAAGCACUCAUGGAUAGAACAACAAAUACAAGAAACAAAUCCUAUUCUUGAAGCGUUCGGGAAUGCCAAAACGGUGAAAAACGACAACUCAUCUAGAUUCGGAAAAUACAUAAACAUUUACUUCACCAAUGAGGGAGUUAUCGAAGGUGGGAAUAUAGAACAGUAUUUAUUAGAGAAGUCGCGAAUAGUGCGUCAAAAUAAAGGCGAGAGGAAUUAUCACAUUUUCUAUUCCCUGGUCACUGGCUUAUCUGCUGACGAGAAGAAGAAGCUGGAUCUUGGCAGACCGCAAGACUAUGAAUACCUCAAUUCUGGUAAUAUGCUGACUUGCGAUGGUCGAAACGAUGCGUUGGAGUUUUCAGAUAUAAGAUCAGCUUUCAAGGUGCUCAACUUUGCUGAUGAUGAAGUUUGGGGCGUGUUCAAUUUGCUGGCUGCCAUUUUGCACAUGGGCAACCUCAAAUUCAAAUCUUACAGCUCCAAUAAUAUAGAAUCUUCUGAGGUAGCGGACGCGAUAAAUGCUAACAGAAUUGCGACUCUACUCGGCGUUAAUAAGGUGCAAUAUUGUGAAGCGCUUACGCGCAAGACGUUUAUUGCGCAGGGUGAGAAAAUUGUUUCUACUGUACCGGUUUCAUCAGCGAUAGAAGCCAGAGACGCACUAGUAAAAGCGAUAUAUGGCGCCAUUUUCGUCUACAUAGUGGAGAAUAUAAAUAAAACGCUGCACAAAGACGAGACGUUAUCGAGUGGAUCUAUCGGAAUUUUGGAUAUUUUUGGUUUUGAGAACUUUGAAAAUAAUAGCUUCGAACAGCUCUGUAUCAAUUACGCCAACGAGAACUUGCAACAGUUUUUCGUCAGACACAUAUUUAAGUUGGAACAGGAGCAAUAUAAAAAAGAAGGUAUAACCUGGACGAACAUAAAUUAUGUGGAUAAUCAAGAGAACUUGGACAUGAUCGGUUUAAAACCAAUGAAUCUUUUGUCCCUUAUUGAUGAAGAGUCCAGGUUUCCUAAAGGGACAGAUGUAACUUUGCUGGAUAAGCUGAAUAGUAAUCAUGGUGGAAAAAAUUGUUAUAUAACUCCAAAAUCGACACGCGAUUAUAGGUUUGGAAUCAAGCACUUUGCUGGCGACGUUUAUUAUACUGUUAACGGUUUCCUCGACAAGAACAGGGACAUGUUGACAUCAGAUCUUAAAGAACUCUUAAUGGAAUCGAAUAACGCAUUUCUGAAGAAAAUAUUCCCGAUCGAUUCCGUAUCUCCUCAUAGCGCAAGCCGCAAAACUGUAUCUCUGAGUCACCAAUUCAAGACGUCACUCGAAUCAUUGAUGAAAACGCUAUACGCCUGUCAUCCUUUCUUUGUUCGUUGUAUCAAACCCAAUGAAUUGAAAAAACCCCGGAUUUUAGAUCGAGCAUUAUGUGUGCGUCAAUUGCGGUACGCAGGUUUAAUGGAGACAGCGAAAAUACGUCAAGCCGGUUACCCCAUUAGGCACUCGUACGCUGAAUUUGUUCACCGAUACCGUCUCGUCGUACCAGGCAUACCGCCAGUCGAAAGAGCAGACUGCAAAGAAGCCGCAAAGAAAAUAUGCGUAGAAGUACUCAAAGAUCAAGACUUUAGACUUGGACACACAAAAGUCUUCCUCAAAGACCACCAUGAUAGCAUUUUAGAAGAACUAAGACACAAAGUGCUGAUCAACGCAGUCAUCAGAGUCCAGACGAAUGGAAGACGCUUUAUCUAUAGAAGGAGAUUCCUGAAACUUCGAGCUGCUACCCUGAUCGUGCAGAAAUACUACCGUUCUAGAGGUUAUAGGAGCAAAUACUUAAUUAUGAAGAGAGGCUAUCUGCGACUACAGGCGAUCUUAAAAGCUCGUGAACUGAGAAAGACUUUUCUCAAUCUAAGAGUAUUUUUCACAAAGCUCCAAGCUCAGAGUAGGGGAUACUUAAUCCGGAAAUUGAUGGCUGACAAGCUGCCAAUCAUCAAAGCUCAGCUAGAGCAGUUUAGAAGAGAGAAAGCACAGAGUAAGCUCAAUAAAGCGGCAGCAGAAGAUGAAUAUGAGAAGAAGUAUACGGAGUUCAUGAGAGCAGUGUGGGUAGGAAAAGAUGUGGGCGUGGAGGCUAAUGCGCAAAAUAAUACGUAUAUAGAUGACAGAUAUGUUGACGACGUAUUUGGUUUUUUAAAAGAUACCGCGACACCGGCUGGUACUGUUAGAGGUACUGGGUUUGGCGUGGGUGCAGUGGAAAAACCUUCAGUAGUAGACGUCAUAAACAUACCACUACAAAAAGAGUACGAAGAAGACGAAUUCGACGAGUUCAAUUUCAAGAAAUUCGCAGCCACUUAUUUCUUGGGUAACGUGAGCCAUCAGUACUCGAGAAAACCCUUGAAGCAAUCGCUGCUAGAUCUACCUUCACCAGUUGACAAGGCGGCUGCGCAGGCGCUGUGGGUCACGAUUUUAAGGUUCAUGGGAGAUCUCGCUGAACCGAAGUACACAGACGAUAGAAAGGAUAAUACGCCAAUUAUGACCCAAUUGACGGAUACCGUUGGCCGCGCUUUCCAGAAGACUAAGGAGUUUGAGGAUAUAUUAAAAGAAAGUUACGAAGGCAAAAGCAAAUUGGUUCAAAGAACUUUAAAGAAACAAUCGAAGUUAAACGAAGAAUUUAUGAAGAGCGUGAUGAAUGACGAACAAACCACAGAAAUGUAUAGUACUUGGUUAAAUACGAGACGCACGACGAAUUUGGAGAAACUGCACUUUAUCAUUGGACACGGAAUCAUUAGGAAGGAAUUAAGAGACGAAAUAUUCUGUCAACUUUGCAAACAACUCUCUAACAACCCAUCAAAAGCGUCGUUCGCGCGAGGUUGGAUCUUACUAUCGCUUUGCGUUGGCUGUUUUCCACCUUCCGAGAGAUUCGUGAAGUACCUCCGUUCCUUUAUACGCGAAGGCCCGGUUGGAUACGCACCAUAUUGUGAAGGUCGUUUGAUGAGGACUUUUAAAAACGGGCCGAGAACGCAACCGCCCAGCUGGCUGGAACUACAGUCCACUAAAACGAAGAAACCUAUUCUUCUGACAGUAACAUUAAUGGACGAAUCCAUGAAGACCGUACAAUCGGAUUCAGCCACAACAUCCGAAGAAAUAUGCCAACAGAUAGCUGAUAACAUCGGACUAACUGACACUUUCGGCUUUUCAUUAUACAUAACCCUUUAUGACAAAGUUCUAUCUUUGGGAAGCGAAGGCGAACACAUAAUGGACGCCAUCUCCCAAUGCGAACAAUAUUCUAAAGAGCAAGGCACUCCAGAGAAAAACGCUCCAUGGAGGUUGUUCUACCGCAAAGAAGUCUUCACACCGUGGCAUAACCCAGCUGAAGAUGCGGUAGCGACUACCCUAAUAUACCAUCAAGUUGUGAAAGGAGUCAAAUUUGGAGAAUACCGCUGCAAUGCUGAAUCGGAUUUGGCAAUGAUUGCGGCGCAGCAGCAUUACAUAGAAUAUGGACCACAAAUCGAACCAAAUGUUUUAAGACAAGUCAUAAUCAACUACAUACCCAAUCAGUUUAUCAAAAGUAACGACGCAGCCUUAACCAAAUGGGAGCAUCUUGUAACAAAAGCAUUUGAGACCUCGAACAGCAUACAAUCCAGAACAGACCCACUCCGAUGCAAAGAAGAUAUCGUCAUAUUUGCUAAAAUCAAAUGGCCCAUGAUGUUCUCCAGAUUCUUCGAAGCUGUUAAAUUAAAAGGUGAAUCCAUAAACAAAGACAUCGUCAUCAUAGCUAUAAAUUGGACUGGAAUAUACAUAGUCGAUCAAGCUGAGCACAUUCUUCUCGAGAUGUCGUAUCCUGAAGUCACCUAUGUUGCGUACAGUGAAGACAAGGAUUUCGAAAACCUAGGAAGAGUAACAAUAAAGACUAUACAACAGGAAGAAUUUGUUUUUCAGAGCGUGGAAGCGAGCGAAAUGAGCUCUUUAAUAAUAUAUUUGAUAGAUGGCCUAAAGCGUAGAUCAGUUUACGUAAUUGCUCAGAGUGAUUCUCAAGGAUUUAGUGAUGCUGCCUCAUUCUUGCAGUACAAGAAGGGCGAUCUUAUCACUCUCUUACAAGAAUUCAAUGGAGAUACUCUCAUGAAUGCCACGUGGGGUCACGGAUUGUGCAAUGGAAAAGAGGGCUUAUUCCCUACGGAACAAGUUUACAUAUUGCCUACCCUCUCAUUACCGCCUACUUCCACUUUGGAAGUGUUCAAGAAGGGUAACAUUAAUGACAAGAAAGUUACAUCUAAGUAUAAUACGUUACAGAGAAAGAGAAUGUAUACGUUAGAGAAGUACGCAAAGGAACACUUCAGGGAGAACUAUGAUAUACAGGCCACAAUUUCGAAACAAUCCACCAUCACUUCCGCUAAGAAAUCAGUAAUGGGUGAUCUGUGGGCCCACACGAGGGAACCGUUGCGUCUACCGCUACUAAAGAAGUUAUUAGACGACGAAAAGCUUUGCAAGGUCGCAGUAGCAACAUUCUUCGCCAUAUUGAAAUACAUGGGCGACAUGCCGACGCCAAAAGCGAGGUCCACCACGGAAUAUACAGAUGAAAUAUUCAGACCGGCGCUAAAAGAUUUCACUUUACGCGACGAAGUCUACUGUCAAAUAAUGAAACAAUUGACGAACAAUAGAAUUCAGUUAAGCGAAGAAAGAGGAUGGGAGCUGAUGUGGCUUGCGACUGGUGUAUUUGCGUGUGGACAGACUCUUAUAAAGGAAUUAGUUGAAUUCCUCAAGACACGACCGCAUCCGAUAGCGAAGGACUGCUUGAAACGUGUGUUCAAAAUGCAAAGAGGCGGACCGAGGAUGUACGCGCCAUACGUUGUGGAAGUGGAGGCGAUACAGCACAGAAGUAUGCAGAUAUACCACAAGGUAUACUUCCCAGAUGACACAGAUGAAGCGUUCGAGGUCGACUCGUCUACGAAGGCGAAGGAUCUAUGCGAGCAGAUCACUGGGCGGUUGAAUUUGAGGAACAGCGAUGGAUUUAGCCUGUUUGUGAAGAUUGUGGACAAGGUGUUUUCCGUACCGGAGAAUUAUUACUUCUUUGAUUUCAUCCAUGAACUUGUGGAGUGGAUGAAGCAAACGCGGCCAGCACGUACCGCAGGUGGGCAAUUACAAAUGAAUUACCAAAUAUUCUUCAUGAAAAAGUUAUGGAUUAACACCGUGCCCGGGAGGGACAAGAACGCAGAUGAUAUUUUUUACUUCCCCCAAGAGCUACCGAAAUACCUGCGCGGAUACCAUAAGACGUCCAAACAAGAUUUAGUAGAACUAGCUGCGCUCGUUUACAGGGCGAGGUUUGGCAACGACCAAACCCUUUUGCCCCAAACACCACAAAUGUUGGAAGAGCUCAUACCGCCGGAUAUGGCUAGAAUAAUGUCAAAUUCACAAUGGAAAUCUUCUAUAGCCGCUGCGUACAUGAAACACGGGGCUAUGACAGAUAAUGAAGCGAAGGAGCAGUUCCUAAAGAAAAUCUACCAGUACCCAACAUUUGGUACUGCUUUCUUUGAAGUAAAACAAACUUCAGAUCCGUCAUAUCCGGAAAUGGUUGUCGUUGGUAUAAAUAGACAAGGAGUCAGCGUGAUUCACCCACAGACUAGGGAUGUGUUAGUGACGUAUCCAUUUUCGCAAAUAUCGAACUGGUCGUCGGGUAACACAUUUUUCCACAUGACCAUGGGCAGUUUUAUGCGUGGAACGAAAAUACUCUGCGAAACUUCAUUAGGCUAUAAGAUGGACGACCUCAUAUCAUCGUACAUUGCCGUUUUACGUGAAUCGGUGAAACAAAGAACACAAAAUUUAUAA